UGCUACUGUGGUUACCAAAUGCCCUAUCCGGAUCCGUCAUCGAUUCCAGCCGCGAGGGCCGCCGUUUCCAUGGGUUUGAGUGACGUCCACUUCGGCAACUUAGAACCUGCAACAUCAAGAUCUGAGCUUCGGACAUCAGUGAACGCUUCACCUCGGACCAACAAUCUGUCCUAAACUCUGGAAUGGACUUUCCCACUUGGUAUUGCCAAAAAUGCCGUAACCCGCUCAUGCUUGAAAGCUCGCUGGAGGACUUGAAUCCAGCAGCCUACGAUCUGCUUGUCGCCACGCAUUCGCAACAGGCGCCCAAAAAGCCCUCUGGUCCUCGGACUUUACACUCGCAGGACAACGCUAGGAAAUCGACAUACGAACAGGCCGCUCGAAAUGCCCGCCAUCCGACAUUUAGAAGACACGGAGCGCCUGGCAGGGGCGAGGGCGACCACCCACGAGACUCUGCCAUGUCUUUCAUUUUCUUGACUGAAUCCCAGAUCGCGCCACCAAACCCUACGUCACAAAGGAACCAGCAUGUUCACCACGCUUCGUCCGCACCGGUUGGAGGCCACGAUGGCAAUGUGGACGAGGAGGACGCCAACAAAUCCCACGAGAUGGAACGGAUCACCAAGCUCUUCGAGAUCCUGUCGGCCCGCUCCGACAUCGACCACCCCGUCUGCGUCGAGUGCACAGAACUGCUGCUAGAGGAGCUGCAGAAGAAACUCGAGUCGACGACGCGCGAGCGGGAUGCCUACCUCGCGUUCCUGAAGGACAUGCAGGCCAACGCGCCCACAGACGAAGAAUUACGGGCGCGGGAAGAGGCACUCCGAAAAGCCCGAGAAGCUGAGGCCGUGGCGCGCGACGAAAUCCGCGAGCUCGAGCGGGAGAAGGAAGCUCUUGACGCCGAGCUGCUCGCACUCGAAGAAGAAAGCCAGAAGCUAGACGCCCAAGAGGAAGCCUUCUGGCGGGAGCGCAAUGCCUUCGCAAGCCGGCUUGCUGAUUUCCAGGCGGAGCGUGACAGCAUCAACAGCAAGUUCGACCACGACUCGCGCCAGCUCGAGAAGCUGCAGCGCAGCAACGUCUACAAUGACACCUUCUGCAUCAGCCACGACGGCACCUUCGCGACCAUCAACGGCCUGCGCCUGGGCCGCCUAUCCGCGCACCCCGUCGACUGGCCCGAGAUCAACGCCGCAUGGGGCCAUGCCCUCCUCCUGCUCGUCACAGUCGCCGAUAAGCUCGGCUACCGUUUUGAGGGCUACGAGCCCGUGCCGAUGGGCUCAACGUCGCGCAUCAUCCGCUACGACCAGCCCUCGCCAUCGUCGAGCCGACUCAGCGGAACCCCCUCUCGCAGCGCCCCGCCCCCUGCCCCGAAGCGGCACGUCCUGGAUCUGUUCUCGUCGGGCGACAUGCCGCUCGGGCUGACCUUCAUGCACCGCAAGUUCGACAACGCCAUGACGGCGUUUCUGGAGCUGGUGCGGCAGCUGGGAGCGCAUGUGCACGCGCAGACGGCGGCCGAGGGCAGCCCGCUGAGUCUACCCUACCGCAUCGACGGCGACAAGAUUGGCGACGUCAGCAUCAGGCUGGGCGUCGCGCAGGACGACGGGUGGACCAAGGCGUGCAAGCUCACCAUGACGUGCUGUAAGUUUCUGCUGGCGCACGCGAGUAAUGUGAAUUCGGCGUACAAUGGGCGGGCGGCGGCGUAAAACGGGGCAAGUGGAGAUAUGGCGCAUGGGCUUGGGUUUGGGAAGGGAUUUAUCUUGUUAGGUGGGAUGGAUGUAUGGGAUGCGGCGUGUGGGAGUUGGCUUGGUUGUGAUUCCGGGAGUAUCUGGGAGGGUCGGCAUAGGGCCGCGGUGGAGGACUCAUAUGUGGUGUUUUUGUCUUCUCCUUCCGUCGGGUUCAUGGACUUACUGAUACCAUGGUGGCGUUGGUGGGCCAAGCAGGCAAUCGUGGCAUCAUAUCCAUUGACAGGGCAAACAGAGCCAGGAUUU
This is a messenger RNA of Chaetomium strumarium, 1976 nucleotides long. RefSeq names its product autophagy protein Apg6-domain-containing protein. Gene Ontology annotation, cellular component: phosphatidylinositol 3-kinase complex, class III, type I; fungal-type vacuole membrane; phagophore assembly site. Gene Ontology annotation, biological process: late endosome to vacuole transport; cellular response to nitrogen starvation; autophagy. The transcript is spliced from 2 exons. Lineage: Eukaryota; Fungi; Ascomycota; Sordariomycetes; Sordariales; Chaetomiaceae. The coding region runs from base 183 to 1691 and encodes 502 amino acids. The record is from RefSeq and is a predicted model, not a curated record.